ACUCCAACCUUCUCUGGCUGCAGGCAGUUCACGUAUCAGCUGUGCAGUUGAAGGCACAGGUCCGACAGAAGCAGGCGAGCAGCCAGGACCUGCUUCCAUUUUCCUCAGAUUCUUGGCUUUUAAACUGAGGGACCCAAGCCGGGAAAAAGUAGGAUGGGGGCCGGAGCUAGCGCUGAGGAGAAGCGCUCCAGAGAGCUGGAGAAGAAGCUGAAAGAGGAUGCUGACAAGGAUGCAAGAACUGUGAAGCUGCUGCUGUUAGGGGCUGGAGAAUCAGGCAAGAGCACUAUUGUCAAACAGAUGAAAAUUAUUCACAAAGAUGGUUACUCACUUGAAGAAUGCUUGGAGUUUAUCACCAUCAUCUACAGCAACACCCUGCAGUCCAUCAUGGCCAUCGUGAAGGCCAUGAACACGCUCAAUAUUAACUACGGCCACUCUGAUCAACAGGAUGACGCCAGAAAACUCAUGCAUCUUGCAGACACCAUUGAGGAAGGAACCAUGCCCAAAGAAAUGUCAGACAUCAUUUUGCGCUUGUGGAAGGAUUCAGGCAUCCAGGCAUGCUUUGACAGGGCCUCAGAGUACCAGCUCAAUGACUCAGCUGGAUACUACCUUAAUGACUUGGAGCGACUGAUCCAACCAGGCUAUGUGCCCACUGAGCAGGAUGUGCUGCGAUCAAGGGUGAAGACCACUGGCAUCAUCGAGACUCAGUUCUCCUUCAAAGAUCUCAACUUCAGGAUGUUUGAUGUGGGUGGCCAGAGGUCAGAAAGAAAGAAGUGGAUCCAUUGUUUUGAAGGUGUCACCUGUAUCAUCUUUAUUGCUGCUUUGAGCGCCUAUGACAUGGUGCUGGUGGAGGAUGAUGAAGUGAAUCGAAUGCACGAGAGUCUGCACUUGUUUAACAGUAUCUGCAACCACCGCUACUUUGCCGCCACCUCGAUUGUCCUCUUCCUGAACAAGAAAGACGUGUUCCUCGAGAAGAUUAAAAAGGCUCAUCUCAGCAUGUGCUUCCCCGACUACGAUGGCCCAAACACUUAUGAGGAUGCUGGCAACUACAUCAAGGUACAGUUCUUGGACCUGAACAUGCGCCGAGACAUUAAAGAAAUCUACUCCCACAUGACCUGCGCCACAGACACAGAAAACGUCAAGUUCGUGUUCGAUGCCGUAACAGACAUCAUCAUCAAAGAAAACCUGAAAGACUGUGGUCUCUUCUAAGAGCCGGGCAGAGAAACUGAACGAGGGAUUCUGUUAACCUGUCACAUUCCUCGAACCCCAUUGGGAUUUAAUAACUGAAGAUGAAAACGAUCUCGUCAAAAAAAAAAAAAACAUCC
Nematolebias whitei (Rio pearlfish) is the source of this 1322-nucleotide messenger RNA. RefSeq names its product guanine nucleotide binding protein (G protein), alpha transducing activity polypeptide 1 (gene gnat1). The coding region runs from base 154 to 1206 and encodes 350 amino acids. Gene Ontology annotation, biological process: adenylate cyclase-modulating G protein-coupled receptor signaling pathway. The transcript is spliced from 9 exons. Gene Ontology annotation, molecular function: G protein-coupled receptor binding; GTPase activity; GTP binding. Gene Ontology annotation, cellular component: heterotrimeric G-protein complex. The record is from RefSeq and is a predicted model, not a curated record. Lineage: Eukaryota; Metazoa; Chordata; Actinopteri; Cyprinodontiformes; Rivulidae.